Messenger RNA from Quercus robur (English oak), 534 nucleotides. RefSeq lists its product as uncharacterized. Lineage: Eukaryota; Viridiplantae; Streptophyta; Magnoliopsida; Fagales; Fagaceae. Gene Ontology annotation, molecular function: RNA-DNA hybrid ribonuclease activity; nucleic acid binding. The transcript has a single exon. The record is from RefSeq and is a predicted model, not a curated record. Bases 1 to 534 code for a protein of 177 amino acids.
AUGUCCCAAGUCCAACUGGCUGUGUCGACAGUUAGUGCGAGAAGCUCAAGAUGGAUUCCCCCGCCAGGCCUGAGUUACAAGCCUAACUUUGAUGCAGCCAUCUUCCAGGACGGUGAGGCGUCGGGUUUCGGGGUGGUGAUCCGGAAUAAUGGUGGGGAGGUUAUGGCGGCUCUUUCUGCAAGAGGACCGGCCGUCUCUGACAAUGAGGAAGCGGAAGUUUUGGCUUGUAGGAAGGCGUUGGAGUUUGCUGCAGAUUCGGGCUUCACUGAGCUGAUACUUGAAGGAGACAACUCGGUGGUUAUGAACGCCAUUUCAAGCUCACGCAUGUUCCAGUCCAGGUUGGGCCAUCUGUAUUCCGACGUCAACUGCCUGGCUACGGGACUACCUGUACUUUCGCUAUCCUGUGUGGUUCGUUCAGCUAACUCCGUGGCGCACUUUCUAGCUCGUUUUGCACAAUGUAUCAAUGAGGAUAUGAUUUGGCUGGAGGAAUCCCCUCAACCGGCCUUGGAAGCUUUGUACUUUGAUGCACACUAA